GUCUUGUCAUGUACUAUUUUCUUUAAUUCUUAUCCUUACUUGCCACCUCAUCUUUUCUUCUCCUGCAACGUGUAUGAUGAAUCAGAUAUUUAUCAAUAUUGUAUUUCGAACCACAAAGCCAAUAAUUGCUGCGGUAGGCUUACGUUAUAUAACAAAAAUACAAUUUUACGGUUUUCCCCAAUAAAGUCAUUUUCCUUCUUUUAUUUUCUCGUUUUUUUAGUUUUUCUUUUUAUCAAGUUAACGAACCUUUAUAUGUCAAGCAUUCCUGAAAGUUUUAUACGGGCAAACGGCAACAGGCUUAUUAUAAAUCGUACUCAUCUUCUUGAAGUACCUAAUAUACUUUUGUUUUUGCUUUAAAUUUUUGCUAUAAAGAAAAGAGAAAAGAUAAACGACGCCGUAUGAUGAAAGAAAAAGUGGGGAAAAGAAGAUAAUAAUCGGAUAAAUAAAUAAAUAAAAUGACAAGACAGUGGAUUGAUUACUGGGACAAAAUUCACAUCUUUGUAACUUUGUGAACCGAAGGAUGGUGAUUCAUUCAACAUCAUCAUAAAGUAAGAAGAUUCAAUCCACCUUCUUAAUUUCGCAGUCAGAUCUUACCACCCGCACCAACUUUCCCAUCAAUCCCUGGUGAGAAUUGAGAUACUUUACUUUCAGUUUCUUCCUUCUCUCUCAUCUUCGUAUGUUUUCAAUACUCUUCUUAAAUCUUAAUCACUCACUCUUUGUGUAUGUGUCGCUAUUGCUAUUAAAGACGACAGAACUCCAUCUCCAUGGUGGAUUAGUAAUUACUCAUGUGUUAAAUUAUUAGUUAUUUCAAAGAUGUUUGUGUUUCGCGAAUUUCCGUCUGAGAUGAAACCCGAUUUCUAGAAAAAUAUCAUAAAAAUCUGCAAGGUUUGACUGAAAACGCUGAUCAAUUAAGUCGAGCAUAGGAGUAAGGGCUUAAUAUUGCUAUUCACUUGUUUUGGUAUAGAUAUAGUAUGCAGUGUCAUCUGAUGAAAUGGUGAAACUGUAUAUAUGUGUAUAGGUGUAUUACUGAAGCAAUUAAUGGAAUAAGUGAGUAAUGGCUGCAGCUGAAGCAAGAGCAGCAUGGCAACGAACUGCAAACCGUUGUUUUGUCCAAGAAGAUGCAAAAAGGGCUCCCAAAUUAGCAUGCGUCCCUCCAGCAUCCUCGUCUUCAUUGUUUAAACAAGGGCAAACCGACACUAGUAGACCUACUACAAACGGGAAUGGGAUGGACGAUUUUGCCCCUCCCACUGCCAACUCCAUGUACUCGAAUCUCUCUUCAGACUCAAGGUGGUGGCUUCAUUUGCAGCCUAACCCUAGUAACUAUAUGUACCAAAAGGAGCAGGUCAGCAGCACAUUGGAAUUUGUCGACAUUAUGGAUUCUGAAUCAAGUGUGAAGGGUUGUGAUUUAGGGGAAGAGUCUUAUGAGUUUGUGGAGAUGGAUUCUGGUUCUAAACAAGUGGAUGAGUUCAGUUUGGGGUCUGAAUUCCCUCACUGGAUGGAAAGGGAGACUGAGAAUAGCCAUGAGGAGCUGGCGCUGCCAUGGUGGCACAAAGAUGACCUGGCAUCCUUUGUGGCACAGAGAUCACAAGAUUUCAUGGAGAAUUGUGAUCUGCCUCAGCCUCAAAGUUCAAACACAAGUUUCACCUGUUUUGGACUUUCAAAGCCACAAAAUUCAGCAAGCAACCAUGGUAUCGCUGUCAGCCCUUUAAGUACUAGUACAGUAGUGGUUGAUGAAGGAGGUGAGAUGGAUCCAAGCAAGCGAAAGCUGUUAGAAGCACUCUGUCAUUCUCAAACACGAGCAAGGGAAGCAGAAAAAGCAGCAAAACAGGCUUACCAGGAGAAACAACAUGUUGUGAAGCUCAUAUACAAACAAGCUUCUCAGUUAUUUGCAUAUAAGCAAUGGCUCUAUCUUCUACAACUUGAGAAUCUUUAUAACCAAAUCAAAGCAAACAAGAUCCCAUCAGCUUCUCCAUGGAACAUGCCUCCUCGAAAGAAACCUCCCAAGAGGAAAACACGAGGAGGACCCAAAGAAGAAGAUGAUGAUGAUGAUAUAAUCGGUAAGUAUGCCAUGGCUUUUGCUGUUGGAUUAGGGCUUGUUGGUGCAGGUUUGCUUCUUGGGUGGACUGUUGGUUGGAUGUUUAUCAUUUAGUAUGUUUCAAGCAAUUAAUUGUAAGACCUAGUCCUAGUGUACAAAACUUGUUUUCUUCCAGUUCUUAGCUAGCAGACUGAUGUAUAUAAAUAUAGUUUUGUAAUGAGUUUGCAGUUAAACUCUCGUGUUCAUCAUGUGUCACAAUCUCAUAUAUGGAUAAUCGUAUUAGUAACUUCCAGUCAGUUAGUCUCUAUUUGCCAAGUCAUGUACAUAUAAAGAUCUCCCCAUCUUCUCAUGUGUACGCAUGCUAUAUUGGAACAAUGUAAAUCUUUGUUUCAUUUGUUUAGUUUUUUAUUUGGUUGA
Molecule: messenger RNA, 2452 nt
Organism: Lactuca saligna
Lineage: Eukaryota; Viridiplantae; Streptophyta; Magnoliopsida; Asterales; Asteraceae
Source: the annotation of a GenBank genome assembly